Molecule: messenger RNA, 1873 nt
Organism: Drosophila bipectinata
Lineage: Eukaryota; Metazoa; Arthropoda; Insecta; Diptera; Drosophilidae
Biological process (GO): poly(A)+ mRNA export from nucleus
Cellular component (GO): nuclear speck; nucleus
Molecular function (GO): mRNA binding
Source: RefSeq, a predicted model, not a curated record
UGCCUUUUCCAUCACUGAAAAGCCACCGCUUCUCUUAAUAUUUUUUUCCGAAAAUUAAAAAAUUUUUCAUUCACAUAUUUAGAAACAUUUUGGAAUAAUUGCAACGGCGCAGCGCGCGUUUACAAACUAACUAGCCAUGGACAUCGACCUAAGUCUGGACGAGAUUAUAGAGCGAAAGCGCGCUCAAGGAGGAGGCCGGCCAAUUGACAAAAAAUUUACUGCGAGCUAUACGAAGCCGCGUCCCAAAUUACUUAACAAGCCGGCAUUUAAGGCUGGACCAGGACAAGGGGGCAUGCAGUCGGAUCAGCCGGUGCCGCGCUCCUUUGAUGCCCGGAACAAAAUCAUUCAGAAGACACGUGCCAAGAUUGCGGAUGCCCGCGAAAUACUCAACCAAAACAUGCGCGAGUCGGGCAUCGAUGCCCGUCAGUUACUGCUCGAGCGUAAGAAGGAGCGACUUGACGUCAACUCGUCCGACGAAUCCCUGUCCCUGCCGCCGCCGCCUGUGCGUAGCAUUUCGCGUCAUGCUCGAGGAGUGGGCGUCCACCUGGGCCAUUUUGGACAACGCACUAUCACUAUGUCCGACCGGUCUGGUGGUGGAGUUAUCGAGGCCGGCUACGAUUCAGAGUCUGAUGACGAUCGUGGUCCGCCGACCAGACGGUUUAACGGAUCCAAAUUGAACCCGGCGUCCAAGGCAUUUGUGCCUCGCGGCUACGUAGAUCAUGAUAAUAUGCAGGAACUUGAAGAGGAGGAAAUAAGCCGAACUUUGCAUUUUGGCAACUACACUAACCAGCCGCCAGCACGCUACACGUUUGGUGGCUACGAUUUAAAUCGGGACGACGACGUGGAGAUGUCCACAGCUCCGCUAAAGAACAACAUUGCCAAUGAUCCGUUUGCCAUAUACGAGGCGGCUCGCAAUCGUAUCGAGCGCCCCUCGCUGCCAUCUCCGCUUAUUGUGGGCCGUUCGGAUACGGUUGAUAAGCUUUUUGAGCGCCGCCAGCGUAACAUAGUGCCCACCACCAAUCUGCCGGAGUCGCUGCGUGCCCGUUUGUUUGGCGGCGAACCGGAUCGCCGUGUCUCCCAUGGAAUCUAUGCUAAUGAAAAUAGAAAUAGGGGUAGUGCCAGACAGGUCGUCCCCAGGGGCGGCCGCAGCGGAACCGGUGGUAGUGGCGGUAGCAGCAGCGGAGGCGGCAGCGCUGCCGGUGGCUCUUCUGGAUCCACUUUGACCCAAUCAAAAUCUUCACGCCGUUCUCCACCUCUGGGUGCGGCCAACAACAAGGCUGGCUACCGUCUUCUAGUCAGCAAUCUACACGCGAACGUAACCACGGCUGAUAUUCGUGAGCUUUUCAACGAUAUAGGGCCCAUGUACGAUGCCCAUGUCGUGCGCCCCGGCACCGCCGAGGUUAUAUACAAGACUUUGGAGCAUGCCGAAAUGGCUGUGGAGGCGUACCACCAUCGCGAGUUUGAUGACCAGCCCAUGCAUUGUGUGCUGGUCAAUCCGCACUCGUCCAACCGAUCCUCGCGAUCGGCAAGCUCUCGCACAGUUACCACCAACUCCUCGGGCGUGGAGGUGGACAUUGAUGCACUCCAUUCGGUGCUUUUCCGGGACCGCUAGGCAGCUAUUUUUCGACCAGGCCAGCGGCAGCAAAUAUGUAACGCAAAUUAGGAAAUUUUCCAGCUAGACUAACUACACACCACGGCAUUAGUGCAUCCAGCAUCCAGCAUCCAACGUAUUGCGCAUCAUACUCAAAUGCAUCAUCUCUUUAGUUCUAAGACCUUCCGUGCGCUGUCAGCGAAUCAUCAGUACGACGACAAGAAAGAACGAUCUUGCGUUUUUUUUUUGUAAUUCAGUAAACAAGAAAAUUUAAAGCCAAAA